UCUCUCACUCAUUCACUCAUCAUCUUCAUCUUCAUCACUAACUCACUAACUCACUGGCUCACUCCAGGCGUCUCUCGCCCUCUUUCGUUCGUACGAUAACCACCAACGUCAGAAAACAAUAUUUCAAAGACUGACUUGGUUAGAAGUUGAACAUCAAUAUCUUCUCUCUCUUUCUCUCUCUUCUCACUCUUGUAUAUAUAUCCACAUAUAUAUCUAAAGUUAUAUCUUAUCUAUGUUAUGUACAAAAAGGAUAGACCCAAAUUAAGUGUAACAGCACUUUUAUACCAAACUUCAAGUCCAAAUACUUGGGGCCAACCAAAUUCACCUUCACCAGUUGCUAAUGGAAAUACCGUUGGGCUACCUGGUACUCCUGGUAUCAACUCACCAACUCCCAUUAGCGGACCCACAACGUUAACUUAUCCUGGUAACGGAGACAUAGGAGGAGGAUUAAACAGUACUCAAUAUACACCAGGUCCACCAAGUAACUCAAUCAGCUUACCAUCAACACCAGUUGCCUCACCUUCACCAACACCUCGUUAUCCUCCAAAUCAUCCCUUGAGCGGAUCUAAACAUCUCUGUUCAAUAUGUGGUGAUAGAGCAUCUGGUAAGCAUUAUGGAGUGUACAGUUGCGAGGGUUGUAAGGGUUUCUUUAAGAGAACCGUUCGCAAGGAUCUUACUUAUGCCUGUCGUGAGGAAAAAAAUUGCAUUAUUGAUAAACGCCAGCGAAAUCGAUGUCAAUACUGUCGAUAUCAAAAAUGCCUCAUUAUGGGUAUGAAACGUGAAGCUGUCCAAGAGGAGCGACAACGGAAUAAGGAUAAGAAUGACAAUGAGGUAGAGAGCACGAGUACAAGUCAUAAUGAUAUGCCAAUUGAAAGGAUUUUGGAAGCUGAACUACGAAGUGAACCUCGAAAUGAUAAUCUUGAUCUCAAUGAUUCAAUACCAAACAUUUGGCAAGCAGCUGAUCGUCAAUUAUAUCAAUUGAUUGAAUGGGCAAAGCAUAUACCGCAUUUUUGUGACCUUCCAAUCGAAGACCAAAUAGUUUUAUUGAAAAGUGGUUGGAAUGAACUUUUGAUCGCUGGUUUCUCUCAUGCAUCUAUGAAUGUUAAAGAUGGUAUUGUUUUGGCCACUGGACUUGUGGUACAUCGUAAUUCAGCACAUCAAGCCGGCGUAGGUGCUAUUUUUGAUAGAGUAUUGACUGAACUGGUUGCCAAGAUGAGGGAACUGAAAAUGGAUAAGACUGAAUUAGGUUGUCUUCGAUCUAUUGUACUUUUCAAUCCCGAAGCGAAACAUUUAAAAUCAAUUUCCCAAAUUGAACUGUUGAGGGAAAAGGUUUAUGCGGUUUUUGAAGAUUAUUGUAAAUCAACUUAUCCUGAACAAGCAGGUCGCUUUGCUAAACUGUUGCUUCGUUUACCCGCUCUUCGAUCCAUUGGCCUUAAAUGCCUUGAACAUCUCUUUUUCUUCAAGCUCAUUGGAGAUACGCCUAUUGAUAAGUUUCUUCGUCAAAUGCUGGAAAACACUUCCGACCAUUAAAUUAUAAAUCUAUAAAUAAAUUGCUAUUCUAUCACUAUAUACCAA
Messenger RNA from Tetranychus urticae (two-spotted spider mite), 1575 nucleotides. Lineage: Eukaryota; Metazoa; Arthropoda; Arachnida; Trombidiformes; Tetranychidae. The record is from RefSeq and is a predicted model, not a curated record.